AUACCAGUAGUGUAUGCAUGGGAUGCUGUUGGGUGGGAUGCACAUUGUGUGAGAAUUUGUUGGCGUAGGUUAGGGGUUUGGGGUAGUGUUAAAAUGGCGAUAGCAAUGACUGCUGCCGCUAAUGUUAAAGUUCGGGAGAGCCGUGAUGAGGUAACGGGAUAACAAGUAUUUGUUUGGUAUAAAUAGCAUAGAUAUUUGGGCGGAGCGCGUACUAAUGUUUUAAGAUUGCGACGGAGCAUAACUGUGCAAAGCAAACGAGCAAGAAAAUUGAAAACAAAAUAUGAAAAUAAAUUAAAAAAAAAAAAUGUGAAUAAUAUGAUAAGACAAAAAGUGUCAGAAGUUUAUUGAAGAAACGUGCAAUAUUUUUUUGUUUUUAAUGCCAAAAAAUUUGUAAAGGCAAAAAGUGUAGCAGAAAUUGGUUGAGAGAUGCGGCUUUUUAAGUUCAAAGAUAAUAACAAACUACAAAAAUAAAUAAAACUACCAGGCAGUAUAAAUGUAAAAGCCUUAACUGGAAGAAAAUUCUUGAGCAGUCAGCUGUAUAUACUGCGCCUUAAAAUAGGCAACUACUAAGGAUUAGCUACACAAAAAGAAAAAAAACAAAGCGCCUUUUAUAAAUACACACACGCAGUGUACACACUUGCUUUUGACUAUAAUCAGCAUGGAGGGCUAUCAGGACAUGAGCGAGUUGGAAAAGUCGGUCGCUCACGCGGGUACCCAACUCUAUACGGUGGCGCACAAAUUGCACGAAGUCGAAACGACAUUGGACCACACCAGCAGCCUAGACGAUGUGGAUGGCGUUUGUGUCAUGGAACUGCUUGAGUCAAUGGAAGAGGUCAAGGCAGAAUAUCAUCAUCUGGUGCAGAAUUUACGUGAGGUGCACCAGUUGCAGCGUGACGUCACCACAUCGAUACGCUUUCAAAUGCGUAGCAUGCAGCAGACAUUCGAAUCGCUUAAGAAACGCAUCGAGUUGCGUGUCACACAGAAUUAAGUUGGAAAACCAAUUUUGAUGACUAUUGAAGUGCUGAAUUGACGCUGAAUACGUAAGGCAAAAAAUUAGGGACAUAAAUAUGUAAUAUUUAAGAUAAUAUGUUAGACAGGCAUUGCCGCUGAAUAAGAUAAUUUAGGAAAAAUAUAAUUGUUUUAAUUUAUACUCACGAAUCAGUAGCAUCGGUAAUUCUUUCGCAGAAAAGGAGGCUGAAUAAGUUUCUUAUAUUCUUAAAGUUGUUUCACAAGCCAUGAAAUGUGCUUUCUUCAUUAGAAAUAAUUCUUUCUUAGCAUAAAAUAGGCGCUGAAUUAGCGCUGAAUACGAUAAUUUUGACAUAUUUCUGAUUUGUGUUAUCUAUAAACAUAAGACAUUAAAUAUACUUUAAGUCAUAUGUACAUAAAUCGGUAUUUCUGAUCUAGAAAAUAGUGUAAAACCUAUAUAAAAACGUUUUAUUAAAACCAAGUAAAAAAUUAAUGCCUAAUUAUCCAUAAGAAAUUGUUAAGAAACCAAGGUAUCAAAAAUUAUAUCAGGUAUGAUUUGUGCAUAUUUAUUUUUUAUUUUAUUUCAUGCCAGAAAUUUGUUGAAUUGUCUCCAAAAAACCAAAAAUUAAAUCAACUAGGUUUUCGUUCUUUUAUAAAUAAAAAUUAGUGGGUAUUUAUAAUUUGCUGAAUUGUUGCUGAAAGCCAAAAAUUACACGAACUUAGAUUUUGUUAUGUUCUUAAUGAAAAGUUUUUGAGUAUAUCUAAUUUUUCAAAUCAUUAUAGCACGUGGUAGAGCCCAACGACUAAUAUUUGUUUUAUAUUUGUUUUUAUUGAUGUUUUUAAGAGCUGAAUUUGAGCUGAAUUGAGUUGCGUGAAGAUAACAAAAAUGAACAGAAUAUUAAAUAAUAUUAUAUUUGCUCUUAUUGACGAUUUUACAAGCUGAAUAUGCACUGAAUGCAGUUUCAUGAAGGCAAAAAUUAUGAUUUAUAUUUAAGUUGGCAGUUAUAUUCAAAUUGUACUUAUGAUUAAGCCCGAUUGCUAAAAACUAAGUUGCUGAAUUGCGCUGAAUUAAUGUUCAUGGAUCGAAUGAUGUACAAUUUGUGGUUUUAUAUUUGAUCUUAUUGAUGAUUUCGAAAGCUGAAAAUGGACUGAAUAAAGUUUAGUGAAGAUAAAAAUAAUCAACCGAACGUUGCACAAUUUUUGGUUUUAAUUCCAUUUUAAGUUAAUCGUUGGUUUCAAGAGCUGAAUAUGCGCUGAAAUGACUCAAAUGAACGCUAAAUAACCACUGUAAACACGCAUUUCUUACACAAAAGUAAACAAUUUAAAUUUUUUCUCAAAGUUCAAAACUGUCUGCCAAAGAACUCUUCUUAUUUAAAAUUUGGUUUUAUACUAACCCAGCGCUGAAUGUGCUACCGAGUGUUGUAAGGCUAAAUAUACUUUUAAAAACUAUUUUUUAUCCAAUAAAAAAACAAAUAAAAAUUUAAUGUG
Molecule: messenger RNA, 2454 nt
Organism: Anastrepha ludens (Mexican fruit fly)
Lineage: Eukaryota; Metazoa; Arthropoda; Insecta; Diptera; Tephritidae
Exons: 2
Coding region: 659-988 (109 amino acids)
Source: RefSeq, a predicted model, not a curated record